UUUUUUUGUUUUAAAUUUGUUUACGGCCUUUCUUGACUUAGUACUUAGAUAAAAUAAUAAUAGAGAAAUUUGUACUUUAAAUUAUAUUAUAUAUUAAGAAAAUGUUCAAAAAUACAUUUCAAUCGGGUUUUCUUUCGAUUUUGUACAGCAUCGGUAGUAAGCCGUUGCAGAUAUGGGAUAAAAAAGUUCGGAAUGGGCACAUAAAGCGUAUUACAGAUAAUGAUAUUCAGAGCUUGGUAUUAGAAAUUGUAGGGACAAAUGUAAGCACAACUUUUGUGACAUGCCCGGCUGAUCCUAAAAAGACUUUGGGGAUAAAACUUCCUUUUUUGGUUAUGAUAAUAAAAAAUUUAAAGAAGUAUUUCACCUUCGAAGUGCAAGUUUUGGACGAUAAAAAUGUGCGCCGUCGGUUCCGAGCAAGUAAUUACCAAUCGACAACCCGUGUUAAACCUUUUAUUUGCACCAUGCCAAUGCGGCUUGAUGAAGGUUGGAAUCAAAUACAAUUUAACCUGUCCGAUUUUACACGACGUGCAUAUGGAACAAAUUAUGUGGAAACCUUGCGAGUACAAAUACAUGCGAAUUGCCGAAUAAGACGAGUUUAUUUUUCUGAUAGACUGUAUUCAGAAGAGGAACUUCCACCGGAAUUUAAGCUAUUUUUACCAAUUCAAAAACCUCAAAAAACAAUUCACACUGCAUGUAGUUGAUUCAAUUUACAUAACAAACAGAUAAUAAAAGGAAGACAGCAUCAGAGGUUAUAACGUUUCUCAUAUCCUGUAUUAAUGGUAUGAAAUUUAUUUAAUAAAAAUUGCGAUAUGAACUUGAUGAAAUAAAUUUUCAAUUUUUUGGAA
Messenger RNA from Anastrepha obliqua, 845 nucleotides. It is a transcript of the gene Bug22, whose product is annotated as cilia- and flagella-associated protein 20. The transcript is spliced from 3 exons. Gene Ontology annotation, cellular component: motile cilium; ciliary basal body. The record is from RefSeq and is a predicted model, not a curated record. The coding region runs from base 102 to 701 and encodes 199 amino acids. Gene Ontology annotation, biological process: positive regulation of cell motility; regulation of cilium beat frequency involved in ciliary motility; cilium assembly. NCBI's taxonomy places the organism in Eukaryota, Metazoa, Arthropoda, Insecta, Diptera, Tephritidae.